Molecule: messenger RNA, 762 nt
Organism: Vittaforma corneae ATCC 50505
Lineage: Eukaryota; Fungi; Microsporidia; Nosematidae
Product: CMGC/CK2 protein kinase
Exons: 1
Coding region: 1-762 (253 amino acids)
Biological process (GO): protein phosphorylation
Cellular component (GO): cytosol; nucleus; protein kinase CK2 complex
Molecular function (GO): protein serine/threonine kinase activity; ATP binding
Source: RefSeq, a predicted model, not a curated record
AUGAAAAUUACAACAUCAAAGAACAAUCCAAGCUACAACCUUGAGCAGGGAAGUGCUUAUUACGAUUACAACAACUACACUAUUCCACUUGGAAACAUCUCCAACUACAAGAUUUCUGGAAGGCUGGGAAGGGGAAAGUAUUCUGAGGUCUUUGAAGGAAAGACUGUUAAAGAAGAGAAAAUUGUCAUAAAGGUACUAAAGCCCAUCAAAGUAGCAAAAAUAAACAGAGAGGUGCUUAUUCUAAAGCACUUGUCACAUAAGAACAUCAUCCCCCUGAAGGAUGUAGUUUUUGAUCCGGAUUCUGAGACUUACUCAUUAAUCUUCGACUAUAUAAAGCACCAAGAUACCAGUGUUCUCUUCGAAAAGCUCAAUUUGAGUAGCAUUAGAUUCUACUGCAGACAGAUUCUUGAGGGUCUGCAGUAUGCCCACUCAAGAGGCAUCUUUCACAGGGACAUUAAGCCACAAAAUAUGAUUGUAGACUCAUAUACAAAACAGUUAAAACUAUUAGAUUGGGGACUGGCCGAGUUCUAUUUGCCAGAAUAUGAAUACUCUGUACGUGUAGCAUCGAAAUACUAUAAGAGUCCCGAACUUCUUGUUGGAUACCCAUACUAUGACUACUCUCUUGAUAUUUGGUCGUUUGGAUGUAUUUUAGCUGAAUUGAUUUUCAGGAAGAGACCGUUUUUCUAUGGAAAUAGAAGUGGAGAUCAGAUUGUUGAGAUUGUAAAGAUUUUGGGAAAGAAAGACCUGAAAGAGUAUUAUUAA